Micromonas pusilla CCMP1545 is the source of this 1488-nucleotide messenger RNA. RefSeq lists its product as uncharacterized. Gene Ontology annotation, molecular function: Hsp90 protein binding. Lineage: Eukaryota; Viridiplantae; Chlorophyta; Mamiellophyceae; Mamiellales; Mamiellaceae. Bases 1 to 1488 code for a protein of 495 amino acids. The transcript has a single exon. The record is from RefSeq and is a predicted model, not a curated record.
AUGGCGCUCUCCGACGCGGUGACGACGCUGAAGGCGACCGGGAACGAGCAGUUCCGCGAGAACGACUUCCUGAGAGCCGCGGCGUCGUACUCGAAAGCGCUCAAGCUCGCGAGCAAGGAAGGAUGCGAGAGGUGCGUUCGCGCGGAUGCCUCGCGUCGCCUUCGCUACGCGCGAUGCGCGCCCGAACGCGCCCGCCCCCGCGCCAGAUCGCGCGCGAGACGUUCAAAAACGAAACGUGCCGCCGACUCACGCUCAUUCUCCCGCGCUUCUCUUCCCUCGCCCCUCCGUCGCAGUUCCCCGGAGCUCGCGCCGAUAUACAGCAACCGAAGCGCGUCGUUGCUGAAGCUCCUCAAAGUCAGCCUAGCCCUCGCGGACGCGGAGAAGUGCAUCGAGCUGCGGCCGGACUGGGAUAAGGCGCACUUUCGAAAGGCGGCGGUGCUCGAAGAGAUGCGCGACGACGACGGCGCGUUGCGCGCGUUGGAAGCGGCGCUCGAGGUGGCGAGCACCCCGGAACAGAUCGGCGUCGUCGAGGCGAAGAUAAAGCUCGUGAAGCAGCGGCAGUCGCGCAAGCAGAGGAUCGCGGCGCGGCCGCCGUCGAAGAAGAACGAGAACGACGGCGGCGAGGACGACGGCGUCAAGGGGAGCGCGUUUCGAUUCGACGGCGGCGGCGCGGCGAGCGCCGACCCGGUCAAGGCGACCGCGGAGAUGGUCGCGAACGAGAUCAGGGCGAAAGCGGAGGUGGACACGAUGAAAGUCACCGCGGUCGUCGCGGAGAGGAAGAAGAAGAAGAAAGGAGCCAAGGGCGUCGUCGUGGAGGACGCGAAGGUGGCGCAGCGGCCGUGGAGCGUCGAGAACGAUCCCCUCGUGAAAGCCGUCGCGGAGGCGGAGGCGGCGGCGGCGUUUCCCGCGACGGACCCGAAGACGGAGAAGAAGAAGGGCGCGAAGAGGAAGAAGAGCGCGAAGCCGACGUUGGAACAGGCCGCGUCGCUCGCGGCCGCGCCGCCUUCGAAGCCCGAACCGACGCCGGCGGCGCCCGCGGAGGAGACGCCCGCGGCGGCGGCGGCGGCGGCGGGGGGGGAGAAAAUCGAGGGACCCGCGGCGGUAAAGGCGGAGCAGCCCGCGCCCGCGGCGGCGACGAUGGCGGCGCCGGCGGCGACGGCGCCCACGACCGGCAGCGCGACGGCGCCCGCGACGAAACCCGUCGCCGAGGCGAAAGCGACCGCGCCGGGGAUCGAACCGCCGGCGCCGGCGCCGCUGUCGAAAGCGAAAGCGAGGGCGCUGAGGGCGCGGAGAAAGGCGGAGGCGAAGCGCGAACGCGGCGAGGGGCCGCGCGGGACCGCGCUUCUGGAGAAGAACGGGGGCGGGAAGGCAAAGGCUGAGGGCGAGGGCAAAGGCAUGGCGGGAUGGGCGUUAGGGUUCUUGGGAGCCGCCGCCGCGGGGGUGGCGGCGAUCGCGAUCAGCGCGGGGAAGGUCGCGAAGCGGAACUGA